This is a messenger RNA of Asparagus officinalis (garden asparagus), 3144 nucleotides long. RefSeq names its product protein MICRORCHIDIA 6-like. NCBI's taxonomy places the organism in Eukaryota, Viridiplantae, Streptophyta, Magnoliopsida, Asparagales, Asparagaceae. Bases 717 to 2789 code for a protein of 690 amino acids. Gene Ontology annotation, molecular function: ATP hydrolysis activity. The transcript has 21 exons. The record is from RefSeq and is a predicted model, not a curated record. Gene Ontology annotation, cellular component: nucleus.
GUUCCUUAGAGAAUUUCACACAAUAUUUACAAAUUUUCCCUUCUCCCUUGUCCUAUUUUCCAAUUUCUCUUCUUCUUUUUUACCUCAUUCUCUUUCUUUAGACUAAGUAGUUUCCUUGGCCUCAACCUUUGUUUUAAUGUUUCCUAUUUGUUUAAUCCUAAGUUAAACAAUUCUUGCAUCCUUUCCUUUUCUUUCUUCCCUUUCCUUUUAGAAGGCAAGAGGACUUCUAUUCUUGAAUUUAUUAAUUUAUGAAUUCAUCAGUUAAUGCUCAACUAUUUUCCUUGUGUUGUGUUUUUAGACUUAUAUACGGUUGGUGGGGUAUUGUCAGAACAGUAUGCAAUUCCAAUUACUCCAAAUCCUGAACGAAAAAAGCACUAGUAUGUUAUUGCAGUGUCGGAGCAAGAAGACCUUGUGUCUUAUAUAAACUCAGGCAUAUGAAUAAUUCUAGAUAUAAGUAAAUGAUUUGCCACUAGAACAUGUAAAAUUGGUUUUAUUAUGUUUUAAUGACUGUACAUGUUGUUUAAGCGUGUCAAUCAAGCAAUUUUAUGCAGCCGUGACAUCUGUUGUUGAAUUCACAUUGUUGCUGCAACAAUGAGCAACAAAAGACACUCUUUUAUUUUCAUUACUGCCUUCAACAAACGGCUAACUCAAAUUUCUUAGCAAGGGUGUUUCUUCAUGUGGAUAUGAGGUGAAGGAAUGCCAUUGACUAUAUAUAGAUGAGCUUUCCUGAGUUUAUCGACAUAUCCAGUGAUGAGGAAGAUGAAGAAAUGGGUGUCAAAGACGUUAAACCUAUAUUACCAUCUGAUACGAUCCAGGGAAAUGCAAACUGUGAAGUUGUACAUAAUCAGCUAGACCAUGAAGAAUUUUAUGUAAAACAAAUUCUUCAAGCACAAAUAAAUUCUAAUGAAGUUAACGGCAUUUCAUACGGUUCUUACAUAGCAGACCAAGAGAGAAAUCCUACUGAUCAGUUAUGCCUUGCAUCUUCAUCACCUGGUUCCUCAGUUGCACUUUGCCGGCAGUUUUGGAAGUCUGGGGACUACAAAGUUGGACAGACUCGUGCUCCCGUACAUCAAAAUGGCAAAAAUCGCUUGCGCAUCCAUCCAAAAUUUCUUCAUUCAAAUGCAACUUCACAUAAGUGGGCUUUUGGUGCCAUAGCUGAACUGCUCGACAAUGCGAUUGAUGAGGUUCAAAAUGGGGCCACUUUUGUAAUUAUAGACAGAUUCACUAAUCCGCGGAAUGGAGAAGCGGCUUUGCUAAUUCAUGAUGAUGGAGGUGGAAUGGAUCCAGAAUCCUUGAGACGAUGUAUGAGUUUUGGAUUUUCCGAUAAACAAUCAGAUGCUACCAUUGGACAGUAUGGAAAUGGUUUCAAGACUAGUACUAUGAGACUUGGAGCAGAUGUGAUUGUUUUUAGCCGUUGCUCGAAUAAAAGGAUGUUAACACAAAGUGUUGGGCUCCUUUCUUAUACCUUCCUAAGACAAACAGGUUCUGAUGAUAUAGUGGUGCCAGUGGUAGAUUAUGAGUUCAAUCCAUCGACUGGAGCAUUUGAAAGCAAAUUGCGUACUGAUGAAAAUCAGUUCUCCACCAACUUGUCUACUCUCUUGAGAUGGUCCCCCUUUGUGUCAGAAUCUGAGCUGUUGGAGCAAUUCAGCGACAUAGGACACCACGGUACGAAAGUAAUAGUGUUCAACCUGUGGUAUAGUGAUGAUGGGGAUAUGGAGCUUGAUUUUCAAUCUGAUCCGAAGGAUAUCCUGAUCAACAAAACACAAAAGAAUAUGAACAGAGUCCAUGAGCUGACCAAGAAAAAUGUUGCUACUAGACUACAGUAUUCUCUUCGGGCAUAUUCAUCUAUCUUAUAUCUUCGUGUGCCGGAAACAUUUAAGAUAAUCUUGCGUGGAGAAGUAGUCAUGCAACAUCAUGUAGUUAACGAUCUUAUAUACUUGGAGUGCGUUAUGUAUAGACCACAAGUUGAAGGAUACCCUGAGGUGCUGACUACCAUUGGAUUUGAAGACGGUGCUCCAAAUGUUGAUGUUCAAGGAUUUAAUGUCUACCACAAGAACCGUCUUAUACUACCUUUUUGGAAAGUUACAAAUAAUUCAUACGGUAAAGGCAGGGGAGUUGUUGGUGUACUUGAGGCAAAUUUUGUUAAACCUACGCAUGACAAGCAAGACUUUGAAAAGUCAUCCAUCUAUCAAAAGCUUGAAAACCGCUUGAAAGAAAUGACAUAUGAAUAUUGGGACUUACAUUGUCAUUUACUUGGUUACAAACCGGUUAAAAGGGCAAUUCAUCACAUGGGUUCAAUUGCCGAGACUCGUCUGAGAAUAUCUAAAAGCGCUCGCAGAUUUUCUGACCCCGGAACUUCACAUAUUCCGGUUGUGAAGGAUCCUGGAGUCCCAUCAGGCAGAACACAGCAGCAGUUAACCAUAUACAAUCCUCAGGAUCAAACUGGUUUACCGCAAAAAAGGAAACUGGAAAGGGAAAUUUCUGUAUCAAGAUUAUUAAGAAGGCAGGCCCUUCAGGAUGUUUUCACGAGAAGGGCAACUGGAACUGGUGACGGUCACGAGACACAGUUGGAACAGUCUGCUGAACAGAAGCGAAGGAGAGAGAUUAAAAACAUGAUGCAAGUGAACAAGAACCUACGUGAACAAUGCUUGGAAUUCGAGCAGAGAGAGAAAGAGCUUUUGAUCAAGGAAGAAAAACUAAGAAGAGAGCUGAGAUCUUUUCAACAACUUCACAAGAAACUAUCUACCGAGCUCAAUGCCUUGGCUGAGGUGAAGGAGGAAAAAUUGUGACAUAGUUUUUCUUUUUCUAUUAAUUUAUUUAAGUUCAGAUGUGCGUUUCACCUUCCUCAGGUGACCCUUUAGUAUAUUAGCGACGCAUUGUUGUAAAUUCAUUUGACAAGGAUAAGCAAGUACUUGAACGUAGAGCAUGAGAAAUGGGAAAAAUUACCCGAUGAGACUAAUCACUAGAAAUUUUUUUUGCAGUAUUCCCUGUAUCAGUCUUGAACUAAGGUUGUUGGAUCAUUUAUGUAUGCUUCAUUUGCUAUACACGGUGAAUUUUGUGCCAGUGGCUUAUGUAUUUUUGCUGUAACACCCAGUAAUCUUGUGAUGCUGUACUUGUUUCGAUUAGUCAUCUUUUGAACAGAAA